Messenger RNA from Caenorhabditis briggsae, 2847 nucleotides. The annotation marks the transcript as partial. Gene Ontology annotation, molecular function: protein binding. Gene Ontology annotation, cellular component: nucleus. The transcript is spliced from 10 exons. Lineage: Eukaryota; Metazoa; Nematoda; Chromadorea; Rhabditida; Rhabditidae. Gene Ontology annotation, biological process: regulation of gene expression. The record is from RefSeq and is a predicted model, not a curated record.
CAACUAUUUCUUCGUCGAUUGGCACGGAACACGGGCCCACCGAGAACCGAACCGCCCACCGACGAUGAGCUGUUGAAAGCGAUCGUUUCACUGCAAAACAAGAGAACCAACUUCGGCCGGUCGCUUUCGAACGAUGUUAUAUUUUUUCGCGGAGAGUCAGAAGACGAAAAAGAAGACGUCAACAUCUCGCGACACCACGCGCACAUCGACGUCACCUACAGUAAUUUGGCGAAAAAUUUGAUCUACCGUAUAGAGGAUCACUCGGAGAACGGCACGUACAUCAACGAUCGACGGCUGUGUAAAGAAGAGCGACACAUCCUCGAAAUCGGUCAAGUCGUGAAAUUCGGCCACCGAAACAGUCUGAGUCAUCCGGCGGGCGCUGAAAUUGCUCAUCCAGAAGCGGACUUUGCGUUCAUCGUCGAUAUGGCCGAUGAGGAUACGGUGCUGGGCCGGAAAGUGCUGAAUAUCAAGGAUCGGAAGGUCAAAGUGUUGUCCAAGGAGUCGAUUGUGCGCGACUUAGGCGUCAGGGACCAUUCGGAGCCGCUUCCCGCUGCCACGCAGGUCAUGGAGGCGGAUUCGACGAAUAAUGUCAACGGAUCGACGUCAAAUGGAUCGUUGACGGAUUCAGAGCAGAUGCCGUGCACAUCAUCAUCGUCGUCCUCAUCGAUUAUUCUGCUGAACGCACCCGCCAAAGCGCCGCACGAAUCGCGUUUCGACGAUCCCAAGAAUCUGUCACGUCACCGUUUAACCCGCGUGUCGAAACAGUUUGCGGACAAGCUCAUGGAGCAAUACGCGCGGCUCCUCGUUCAAAUUCCCGCUCUCGAAGCGCACAAAGACGCCGUCACCGAGCUGCUCAGCGUUCACUGCUGUGUGUACACCCAAUUCUUGACCCGGGACCAGAAAUUGGAACUAUUGAGAAAGCAGUGCGCUGAUGACGCCGAAACGAAGGAGCUGGCUGAGUUUUGCGAACCAAUGGCCGAGUUUUUGGCGGCCGAGGACGAGCAGGAGAAGACUGUUGAGCUGAACGACCUAGUAGAGCAGUUGGCAGCCGAUGGAUCCCCGAAAAAGGACACCAUGCCGUGGGUGCACAGUGAGACGAGCGCUUUUCGAUCUACGGCAACACCGCCGACGUCGGGAAUCUGGAAACCGAGGGCACGGAAUCCGCUGAACUCUGAGCAGCACUACAUCAACCAUCUACGAUCCCUGAACGUGGCUCAUGAGAAGGUGGAGCCGUUGGCAGAUGCGGCGGCGCGUAAUGGACAGCUUCAAGCUUUCAGCCCGACGUCGUUCAGCUUCUACCACGCGGUUCAGUUGGCCACUUUCAGCAAUUACGCAUAUGGAAAGUGCCAUUAUCAGCAUUAUUUGACGCCGGUGAGGCGAGCGGUGGAUGUGGUGCCGAUUGCCGGGGCCGGUGGGGGCCACGGACACAUCGGAGUGAUUGCUCAUGCGCCGGGCCGCGAGCGAAUCGACAUUGACGAGGAGAGACACUCGGCGAGCUCGGGAUCCACCACCGACAACAACUUCUCGAGACGACGUACGGAUUCGGAAGAGAGCGAGAUCGAUGUCGUUGGCACGGAAGAUGACGAUGCUCCACAAGUCCCACAGAUUGCCGCAGAAUCUCCAGAAGACGUGGUCGCCCCUGCUGCUCCAGAAAAUGCUCCAGAAUCGCCAGAUGCCGAAGACGCCGAGGAGGAGGAGAUGGAGGAGAUGGAAGGCGAGGAGACGGAAUCCACACCGACACCAUCGCCAGACGACGUUGUUAAGGAACCCGAAAUCGAUCUUCGCCAAUCGACGACGCCACGAAUGGAAGCGCAAUCCACCCCGUCUGCCGUCGUCUCCACUGGUCCCACUCCUCUGAGUUCUCCGAUUCCCAAGAAGACGUCAGAAGACGUGACGCCACCUUCAGAAUCCACUCUCAAGGAAAACGCAGAAAAAGCAGCAGAUACUGUAGAGGAAGUCGUGAAGGAGAACGUCAAAAAGAUCAAAGCGAUCGCCGCAACGAUGACACCGUCUUCUGGAGCGCCAACGUCAUCUGGAGCGACGCCAUCGACGUCGGACGCUUCUGCUUCGAAGAAAAAGAAGACGUCAACGUCGUCACCCAAAGAGCGUCGAAUGAAGCAGUUGGACGAUGCGUCGUCGGCCGAAUCGGAUUCAGAAGAUGACGGCGGUAAGAAGAAGGCGAAGACGUCGAGACGAUCUACACGUAAGGCGACGUCGCCAAGGAAGCCGAGGAAGGACGAUGAAGACGUGGCAAAUGAUGAAACGUCGAAAAAGGAGACGCCAAAGACACGCCGGAAGCCCGCAGCUCGACGGACCGAUGGUGAAGGAACGACGUCGUCGCGUCGGAAACGAGCUGUCGACGACGAUGGAAGUGAGCAGGAGCCGCAGCCGAGAAAGCAGCAGCGACGUGGAAGGAAAUCCAAAAUCAAAUUUUCCAAGAUAUUACAGAAGAAGAACGGCGACGAUUCGGAUGAUGCGGACAAGGAGAAAAAUCCACUGGUGGCCGAGAAGUCCAAAAUCAAUUUUACCAAGAUAUUACAGAAGAAGAACGGCGACGAUUCGGAUGAUGCGGACAAGGAAAAGUGCGGCGUGGCGAAACUGUCGCACUGUUUGUGUGUGAAAUUGGAAAGGCGGAAGGAUUUGCAAUGGGUGUCGUGCUCGGACUGCAGCCAGUGGUUCCACGUGUACUGUCUCCGUCUCAACAACCAAAGCUACACAGAAGAGGACGUCUUCUCGUGUUGCGGACCCAACGCGUCUCCAGAAGCCGUCGCCAGUCUAGCCGGCGAAGUUGCCGCUCAAUACCGAGAAUUGAAGCAUACGACGAAAAUUGAAGCAUACGACGAAGCA